AUGUUGAUGCGAGUCACGCAAGGCAAAGGCCGGAAGGCUCCGAAGGAAGAGGUGAGCCUGCGAGACAUCGACCCUGUGCAGUUCCAGGUGGUGAUUCGAGGCAACAGUUCUCCACUGGAGACGUUAGACCAAAAGCAGACUUACAUGAGAUUGCAUCCGGGAGCAAUUUAUCUCAACCAGCAGACUUCCUACUUUGUGGAAGAGCUCGACUUGACCAAGAAGAUCGCGUGGGUGAUCCCAAGGGAUUCCAGAAAGAUCGAGUACUACACCGAAUGCCGUGAGCACGCCAUGAUCAAUUUGGCUGGGGGUGGUUCGGCCCGGGCUGCCGUCCUGCCGCGUGCGGCCGGAGCUGAGGUGCUUUCAGUCGGAGGUCUAAGAGAGGGCUGA
Durusdinium trenchii is the source of this 387-nucleotide messenger RNA. The record is from the annotation of a GenBank genome assembly. NCBI's taxonomy places the organism in Eukaryota, Dinophyceae, Suessiales, Symbiodiniaceae.